Molecule: messenger RNA, 1750 nt
Organism: Sorghum bicolor (sorghum)
Lineage: Eukaryota; Viridiplantae; Streptophyta; Magnoliopsida; Poales; Poaceae
Exons: 2
Coding region: 172-1422 (416 amino acids)
Molecular function (GO): protein binding
Source: RefSeq, a predicted model, not a curated record
UCCAUAGUUUAUGAGAAUAUCGUACCGCGUACCACGUUCCCGUACCACGUACCCUAUGUUCCGGGAACUUGGCUGCUAAAGGCACGCCGGCAGCUGCAAGGCUCGCCUCUCCUGCUCGAUCUACUCGUCCUCCCACCGCGGCGAUUUCCGGUUUGCCUCGGCGGGCGCAAGAUGGCAGAGGCAAGGCCUUGCGCCAGGCAGCCGCCGUCGUGGGCCGACCUCCCGGCGGACCUUGCCGGCAGGGUGCUCCGUUUCCUCCCGGCCUGCGUGGACCGGGCCUGCUUCGCCGCCGUGUGCCCGCAGUGGCGCGCCGCCGCGCGGCAGCUCCCCCUGCCCCCACCGCUCCCGCUGCUGGCGCUCCCGGACGGCACCUUCUACAGCCUCCCCUACGGCAAGUCCUUCCGAUUCCCUGGCUUCGGCUGCGCUGGCUACAAGACCGCCGCCUGUGGCAGCUGGCUCGUCUUCUCGCGCGAUGACGGCUGCUUCUUGGUGGACCCCUUCGUUGGAGCCACAGUGACGCUCCCUCCUCUGUCUCAAGUCAAACUUCGCCCCCCAAAUGCCGUUGCUAAAUAUGUCAAUGUUCCGGUUCCGGGACAAGAUGCACAUGUAAGCGUGUUCUACCCUUACGCAACCUGGAUGCAUAUCAAGGAGUCGAAGAAGAUGCCCACACUAAAUAAGCUAAUCUUGUGCUCGCCAAACCUCGUCGCCGCAUUCGCCGGCAGUACACUCAAUGGCUGUGGAUGCACCAGUCAGAUUCUAGUGUGCCAGCCGGAGUCUUCAUCAUGGUCAGUACGUGCAAAUGACAAGUGCAAAUUGUUUCAAGAUAUGGCAUUCUAUCAGGGAAAGCUCUAUGCCCUUGCUGAUGAUGAGAACCUCCUUAUCAUCAAUAUCAGCCAAGACCCAAGCACUGGCAAUCCACAGAUCUCCCGGAUUGGACAGGUGAUCAAGGGUGAUCCCUGGGAAUCAGCUUCUAUGCCAGACAACUGGUACUCAGCUGAUAUGCUACAAGACACUAUGGGCAAAAAGAAGCUCUACCUUGUCGAAUCUUGUGGUGCAUUGCUGAUGGUACGCAGGAAGGUUUGCUGUAGCGUGGCAGGUGAGGCAGCUGUGUCUGGACAGUGUGAGUUUGAGGUUUUCAAGGCUGACUUAGAGCGCUCACGGUGGGUGAAUGUGACAUCGCUGGGGGAUGACCAGAUGAUUUUCCUUGGACGUUCAUGCUCUAGGGCCGUGACUGCAUCUCAGUAUGGUAUGCCAGGUGACCAAAUCUUCUUCUUGGAUGAUGUUAUGGAGAACUGCAAGUACUCCUUUCAUGAGGAGACCACUUCUGUCAGUGUCUAUGACAUGAGAACCGGCGAGGUCUCCUCCCCUCUGCCGAUGAUCUGGAAGCAUGAGAUGAUUCUUGCCACAUGGCUGUUCCCUUAAGACUGAAGUGAAGAGGUUUUCUUUGACCAUUGUAUGGCGAUUAAGUACUCCUAAGCUAUGUUAACUUCACCAGUAUUUGUCUGGCCUUGAUGUGCUGCCUACUUCUUUUUGGGGGAAAUAUGUUGGUUACUAGUCCUGUGCUGAUGCAUCCUGUGAAAUACAUUUGACACUUAAUUAUCUGGCCAUGGUUUGAUCCAUGAGUGGUACCUGUAAGAACAUCGGAGUUGCCUAUGGAAGUGCAAUGCUCAUGUAGUGAACUUAUCGUGAUGAAUUUGUGCUAAUCGUUGGACAUGUCUAUCUUGUGAUGUAUAUAUGCAUCUGUUCUUCA